CAUAUUCAAUCUGAAUUUUGUCGAUGGAACUCAACUUCAUUAUCUCCAUGCUCUUCUUUCUUCUCUGUUCUAUGUUGUUCGUCAUAAUCUUGACAAGUUUCAGAAAUGGGAGAGAGCAGAAGCUGCCACCAGGGCCAUGGAAGCUUCCGAUUAUAGGAAGCCUCCACCACCUGGGCGGGUCGCCAGCGGUCCACCGGCGAUUUAGAGAACUGUCGGAGAAAUAUGGGCCGUUGAUGCAUGUUCAGCUAGGAGGGAUCUCAACAGUGGUGGUUUCUUCUGCAGAAACUGCAGAACAAGUGUUGAAGACGAAGGAUCAUAUAUUUGGUCAACGGCCUCUUCUUGCUGGUUCUGAUAUUGUCUUUUAUGGUCCCUCUGACAUGAUCAUGUCCCCUACUGGAGAUCACUGGAAGCUCCUCAGAAAGAUUUUCUCUCACCAUUUGUUUAAUGCUGCGCGAGUAAGAUCGUUCGGAUCAGCGAGGGAAGAAGAAGUGACCAGUUUGAUGAAAUGUUUAUCUGCAGAAGCUGGCUCUGAGGUGAACUUCACUGAGAAAAUUUUUGCCACCGCUUGUAGGAUGGCCACCAGGUCAGCUUUCGGUGAGAAGCACAAGGACCAGGUAGGACCCAUUCUCGGGGUCUGUAAUAUGCUUCUCAAGUCGCCACAUGGAAUCUGCGAUCUGUUUCCUUCUCAGAAGUGGCUUCAGGUCGUUACCGGAGUCCGGAGUGGGUAUGUGGAGCUUCGUCGGAAAAUUGACAGGGUUCUGGAAAACAUCAUCGCCGAUCACCACGUCGGUGAUGAUGCCGGAGAAGAAGAAGAAUGUUUGCUCUCUGUUCUUUUGAAUUUGCAGCGUCAUGGUGAUUUGACGACGGACAACGUUAAAGCCGCCAUGUUGGACGUGAUACUAGCAGGAUUCGAUUCGCCAUCUAGAACAGUAGAAUGGGCUAUGGCAGAAAUGGUGAGAAAACCAACAAUACUGAGAAGAGCACAAGAAGAAGUGAGACAAGUCUUGAGGAUCAAAGGACACAUCGAUGAAUCAGCAUUACAGGAGCUGAAAUAUCUCAAAGCUAUCUUCAAAGAAACUCUAAGACUACACCCUCCUUCUCCUCUCUUGGCUCCAAGAGAAUGCACACAGACUUGUGAGAUCAAUGGCUACACAAUACCAGAGAGAACUCAAGUGUUUGUUAAUGUUUGGGCCAUUACAAGAGAUCCCAAGUAUUGGAGUUCAUCAUCUGAUACAGAAGAGUUUGUUCCUGAAAGAUUCAUGAACAGUUCUGUUGAUUACAGAGGGUCAAACUUUGAGUUCAUUCCAUUUGGUGCAGGAAAGAGAGGGUGUCCAGGAAUGUUGUUUGGUCUUGCCAUUGGAGAGAUUCUUCUGGCACACUUACUGUGUUAUUUUGAUUGGAAACUUCCCUUUGGGAAAACUCCAGGAACCCUAGAUAUGACUGAACUUAUGGACUCAACCUUGAAAAAGAAAAAUAAUCUAAUCCUUGUUCCCACUCCUCAUGCUAAUCUUGUCUGUACAUAGUUGAAUCAACUUGGAGAGAUUUUGAAGCUAGCUGGUUAGUUUCACAUGGCUGA
Prosopis cineraria is the source of this 1576-nucleotide messenger RNA. RefSeq names its product 5-epiaristolochene 1,3-dihydroxylase-like. The transcript has 3 exons. Lineage: Eukaryota; Viridiplantae; Streptophyta; Magnoliopsida; Fabales; Fabaceae. Bases 24 to 1523 code for a protein of 499 amino acids. Gene Ontology annotation, molecular function: iron ion binding; oxidoreductase activity, acting on paired donors, with incorporation or reduction of molecular oxygen; heme binding. The record is from RefSeq and is a predicted model, not a curated record.